Pogoniulus pusillus (Red-fronted tinkerbird) is the source of this 1339-nucleotide messenger RNA. RefSeq names its product chromosome 39 C1orf74 homolog (gene C39H1orf74). NCBI's taxonomy places the organism in Eukaryota, Metazoa, Chordata, Aves, Piciformes, Lybiidae. The transcript has a single exon. Bases 1 to 828 code for a protein of 275 amino acids. The record is from RefSeq and is a predicted model, not a curated record.
AUGGGCCCGGCGGAGGCUCCGGCAGGCUGCGCUCCGUUGGCGCCGCGGCUGGUAGCGGCGGCGCGGGAGGAGCUGGGGGCUGGGGCCGGGCGGCGGCGGCGGUUGCCGGCGGCCCGAGCCCUGCAGCUGGCCGGCGAGGUGCUGGCGGUGGCGGCGGGGCUGAAGCCGGCCUUGUUGUACGACUGCGGCGCGGCGGGGAUGGCCGAGCUGCGGCGGUACCUGGCUCGGUUGAGGGAGGCUGGGCUGGCCCCGAGCCGCCUCCAUUUGCUGGGCGCGGAAGGCUCGGCCCUGCUGCUGCACCCGGGGCUCGCCCGGCGGAGGCUGGCGGCUGUGCUGCGGGCACAGCCUGCGCCCUUCGUGGACGUCUCUGCGGGGCGGCAUUGCCCCGUUCUCUGCGGGCCGGCGGAGGCUGAGGCCAUCCGGGGACACCUCUCCGCUCUCCUCGCCCACCUUGGGGCUGCCGAGGCUUCCAGCGCCGGCCCUGUGUCCUCCAGCGAGGUUGUCCCCACAGGCUGGAACCUCUGUACCAUCGUCGGGGUGCUGCUGGGCUACCCGGCGGCAUACACCUUCACCACGGAGGAGGGUGACAACUGUCUGGCAAUGAUACCACUGCGAGUGUUCAGAGUCCAGGCCUCCUGUCCCAGAAUAAGUGACAGUCUGAGAGUCCAGAUCUACUCCUUCAGCAUCCCGGAGAGCCUCUGCACGGAGCUGAAGGAGGUGCUGGACACUUGGUGUGAUGAGCUGAAGGAGGCCUUCAGUGCUCAGCAAGACUUUGCAGACCUCUGCAUUGCGAGCGAGGUGGUGUCGCUUCCAGCCGUUGCCUUGUAGAACACAGACACACUUGGACUUUUCUGGCCCAUCUCUCACUUGCACCAGGGACUGAGGUGAGAGAUCUUCCUGCAAGCACAGCCCCCCGAAUCUCAAGAGCCUCCUGAGCACCAAAGGCUGAAUUUUGACCGUCUCAGGCACUGGAACUUUGUAGGGCAGUUGCAAAUCAAACAAGUGUACUUCCCAGAAGAUGAGCAUGUGGGUGGAUGCACUCACAGCUGCUGUGAAUCCUCCACCUGGACUGCAGAGUGUGCCCUGUGAAGUCAGGGUGGAUUCAUUUGCUGCAGAGAGCUGAGGCUUAAUGAAGCCCUGCAACACCUUGGUGGUCUGAAUUGGUGACGUUUUUGUGGGCUCUGUGUUGUGUUUGUUACACAAGGUGGUGUCACACGCCUUGUAGCUGAGCCUCUGCUUGAAGAAGGGGCAUGUGCUGCCUUAAAACCUGCACACUGCGGCUCCAAAGUGGGCUUAAACUCCCCCUCUCUGUCAAAUAAACGCGGUGCUGUCAGUGGAA